Molecule: messenger RNA, 5382 nt
Organism: Myotis brandtii (Brandt's bat)
Lineage: Eukaryota; Metazoa; Chordata; Mammalia; Chiroptera; Vespertilionidae
Gene: KANK1
Product: KN motif and ankyrin repeat domains 1
Exons: 13
Coding region: 330-4406 (1358 amino acids)
Biological process (GO): negative regulation of actin filament polymerization
Cellular component (GO): cytoskeleton; cytoplasm
Molecular function (GO): protein binding
Source: RefSeq, a predicted model, not a curated record
AUACAAGGGAAAGCUGUGGUGGACUGAUCUUAUGGAGUAAACUUUACUAAGUAAAGGAUGAUGGAGAGGGAUGACUUGGAAAUAAUCCCACAGUUAAUCCCAAGGGACUGCCAUUUAUAGAAAUGAUUGUCACUGUACUGGACAGACUGCUGAACUACUGAAGUCCUUCCGUCUUUUGACCACACGAGGAAAUUGUCCAUGGAGUUGAAAUAUUUAUUGCAGUAAUUUCUGGCCUUACAUAACUGAGGUUGAAUGCAUUUGGGAACUUGGUGCAUAAAUUUGCAUGACUCCUCACUCCUUUCUAGACCUGUCGCUGGACUCAAGCCAGCAUGGCUCACACCACAAAGGUUAACGGCUGUGCCUCAGGAAAAGCAGAUGAUGUUCUAAAUGGGGACCAUGACAAGGAACAGAGAGAUCCUUAUUUUGUGGAGACUCCCUAUGGUUAUCAACUAGAUUUAGAUUUCCUCAAAUACGUGGAUGACAUACAGAAAGGAAACACCAUCAAGAAACUGAACAUCCAGAAGAGGCGGAAGCCGUCUGUGCCAUGCCCAGAAAGCAGGCCCCCACCUGGCCAGCAGGGUGUGUGGACUUCCACCGAAUCUCUGUCAUCUUCCAAUAGCGAUGACAACAGGCAGUGCCCUAGCUUCCUCCUAGCCAGAAGCCAAGUUACAUCGACUCCUGUCGCAAGGCUACCCACCCCUCUGGACAUCUCACCCACUUUCCUUACCAUCCCAGAAAGUCGACAGCUGCCACCACCCUCACCACAACUCCCGAAGCACAACCUUCAUGUCACCAAGACACUGAUGGAGACCCGGAGAAGGCUGGAGCAGGAGAGAGUCACCAUGCAGGCAAUGCCGGGUGACUUCCGAAGGCCCAGGCUGGCCAGUUUUGGAGGCAUGGGCUCCACAGGCUCUCUCUCCUCCUUCAUGGGUUCUGGAAACCACAUUCCUGUCAUGCACCAGCUUCAGAAUGGUUACCAAGGCAACGGGGAUUAUAGUGGCUAUGCCCCAGCUGCAGCCACCACCUCUUCCAUGGGGAGUUCUAUCCGCCACAGCCCCCUGAGCUCAGGGAUCUCCACUCCUGUGACCAACGUGAGCCCCGUGCACCUGCAGCACAUCCGGGAGCAGAUGGCCAUUGCCCUGAAGCGCCUGAAGGAGCUUGAGGAACAGGUACGAACAAUCCCUGUGCUCCAGGUAAAGAUCUCUGUGUUGCAAGAGGAGAAAAGGCAGUUGGCCUCAAAGCUGAAAAACCAAAGAGCUGCAUCCCAGAACGACAUCAGUGGUGUGAGGAAGCGGUCCUAUAGUGCUGGGAAUGCGUCCCAGCUGGAACGGCUCUCCAAGGGCCCGAGAAGUGGCGGGGAAUUAUACAUUGACUAUGAAGAGGAAGAGAUAGAGAGUGUAGAGCAGAGCACACAGAGGAUAAGAGAGUUCCGGCAGCUCACAGCAGACAUGCAGGCCCUGGAGCAGAAGAUCCAGAGCAGUAGCUAUGAGGCCCCCUCGGAGCUCAGGGAGAACGGGGAGUGUCGGCCUCGAGAGCAUCGGUCCGUGGCUGCGGGUGCCGACGAGAACAUGCAUGACAUUGUUGUGUACCACAGAGGCUCCAGGUCCUGGAAGGAUGCUGCUGUGGGGACAGUCACGGAGACGAGGGAUUCUGGGGUCAGUGUGACAGAGGCCAUGCUUGGCGUGACUACCGAAGCUGACAAAGAAAUUGAGCUGCAACAGCAGACCAUAGAAGCCUUAAAGGAAAAGAUCUACCGCCUGGAAGUACAGCUCAAAGAAACCACCCAUGACCGAGAGAUGACUAAGCUCAAGCAAGAGCUGCAGGCUGCUGGAUCGAGGAAAAAAAUCGAUAAAGCCAUGAUGGCCCAGCCGCUUGUCUUCAGCAAGAUGGUGGAGGCCGUCGUGCCGACGAGAGACCAGAUGGUUGGCCGUCACGUGAAUGUCGUUGACUCGUGUGUUGGGACCUCUGUGCAAACAAGUAGCGUAGGCGUCUCCUGCCGGCCCCACUGUGAGAAUAAAGUCACGGGGCCGGAGCUGCCCAUGAAUUGGUGGAUUGUUAAAGAAAGGGUGGAAAUGCGUGACCAGUGCACUGGAAGGGCUGUGGAAACGUGCGAUAAGAGCGUGGGUGUGGAAAUCAGCGUCUGUGAAACAGGCAGCAACACGGAAGAAUCUGUAAACGACUUGACGCUGCUCAAGACCAACCUGAAUCUCAAAGAAGUGCGAUCGAUCGGCUGUGGAGACUGUUCCAUCGAUGUGAUUGUCUGCCCGCCGAAGGAGUGCACCUCCCGGAGCGUGAGCACGGAGCCCGCGGGCCAGGCGGAAGCUGCUGUCAUGGCAGUGCCUCACACCACCAGCCAGCACACCAGCACGGCUUUGGAGCAACUGAACCAGUCCACCAACACCGAGACGGCCACCCUCGUCGAGUCCUGCACCAACACUUCCCUCAGCACUUUGGACAAGCAGACCAGCACCGGGACUGUGGAAACGAGGACCGUGGCUGUAGGAGAAGGCCGUGUCAGGGACAUUAACCCCUCCACCAAGACUCGGUCCAUCGGAGUUGGCACGGUGCUCUCUGGCAGUUCUGGGCUUGACCGGCCAUCAGCUGUGAAGACCAAAGAGUCCGGCGUGGGCCAGAUAAAUGUUAAUGACAACUACCUGGUUGGUCUCAAAAUGAGGACCAUCGCAUGUGGGCCUCCCCAGUUGACUGUGGGGCUGAUGGCCAGCAGGAGGAGCGUAGGUGUUGGGGAUGAGCCUGUAGGAGAGUUCUUGGAGGGCCCGCAGCCUCAGGCUCCUUCCGGAAUGAUGACCGGCUUGGAUCACUACAUUGAGCGCGUCCAGAAGCUGCUGGCGGAACAGCAGACGCUGCUGGCUGAGAACUAUAGUGAACUGGCAGAAGCUUUUGGGGAACCUCACUCGCAGAUUGGCUCUCUCAACUCGCAGCUCAUCAGCACCCUGUCAUCCAUCAAUUCUGUCAUGAAGUCUGCAAGCACCGAAGAGCUGAGGAACCCCGACUUCCCCAAAAUGAGUCUGGGUAAAGUCGCAGGAAGUAAUUUGGAAUACACCUGUAGGUGUGGAGGCCUACAGUCAGGAGGACCGUUAAAUACGCAGACAUCCCGACAUGGACGGGAGGUGGGGUUCACAGAAGGAGAGCCCGUCUGCAGCCAGGACACCUUCCCCGCUCAGGAAAGCACGCUGUCUGCAGUGAACCUGACAGAUGACCAAAUAGCUGCUGGCCUCUACGUAUGUGCAAGUAAUGAAAGUACGCUGAAGUCCAUCAUGAAGAAGAAAGAUGGCAACAGAGAUUCGAAUGGAGCGAAAAAGAAUCUCCAGUUUGUUGGCAUUAAUGGAGGGUAUGAGACAACUUCAAGUGAUGAUUCCAGCUCAGAGGAAAGCUCUUCUUCCGAGUCAGAGGAUGAGUGUGAUGUCAUUGAGUACCCUCCCGAGGAAGAGGAGGAGGACGAGGAGGACGAAGACACUCGGGGAACGGCGGCAGGGCACCAUGCAGUUGAUGUGGAAGGUUGCAGGUCCGCCGGGGUGGAAGAUGAAAUGCAGGUUCAAGAAUGUGAACCUGAGAAGGUGGAAAUCAGAGAGAGGUAUGAAUUAAGUGAAAAGAUGUUGUCCGCAUGCAACUUACUGAAAAAUAACAUAAAUGACCCCAAAGCUUUGACCAGCAAGGAUAUGCGGUUCUGCCUGAACACCCUGCAGCACGAGUGGUUCCGCGUGUCCAGCCAGAAAUCGGCGGUCCCGGCCAUGGUGGGGGACUACCUGGCGGCCUUCGCAGCCGUGUCCCCCGAGGUCCUGCGCCAUGUCAUCAACAUGGCAGACGGCAACGGCAACACGGCCCUGCACUACAGCGUGUCGCACUCCAACUUCGAGAUCGUCAAGCUGCUCCUGGACGCGGACGUGUGCAACGUGGAUCACCAGAACAAGGCGGGCUACACCCCCAUCAUGCUGGCAGCCCUGGCCGCCGUGGAAGCGGAGAAGGACAUGCGGGUGGUGGAGGAACUCUUUGGCUGUGGGGAUGUGAACGCCAAAGCUAGCCAGGCAGGACAGACAGCCCUCAUGCUGGCGGUCAGCCAUGGGCGGAUAGACAUGGUGAAGGGCCUGCUGGCCUGCGGUGCUGACGUGAACAUCCAGGACGAUGAGGGUUCCACCGCCCUGAUGUGUGCCAGCGAGCACGGGCACGUGGAGAUCGUCAAGCUGCUGCUGGCCCAGCCCGGCUGCAACGGCCAUCUGGAGGACAACGAUGGCAGCACCGCACUUUCGAUCGCUCUGGAAGCAGGACACAAGGACAUCGCCGUCCUCCUCUAUGCCCACGUCAACUUCGCCAAAGCCCAGUCUCCGGGCACCCCUCGGCUUGGAAGGAAGACAUCUCCUGGUCCCACCCACCGAGGUUCUUUUGAUUGAUUUAUGUACAAAUAGCCAUCCAUUUACAUGCCACCAUUAAGCUGCUAACUGUUCCUGUUGGGGUGACAGAUACUGAAUGUAUGCAUAUUGUGCCUGAGCUCACCAGCAAACAGGACGCAAAAGGCCAAGGACCGAAGGCUGGAAGCUGUCACGGUGGAAGCUGAGCCAGCAAGAGAUUGCCGGCAGGCACCCACCGCCUCCCUCCCGGCCAUCUUCCCUCUGUGGAGGGCACACUUGACCCCAGUCGCUGUCGCUGUUGAGUCUCUGCUCCGUUAUGAACAGUCGUAGGAAACUGUCACCUGACCUGAGCAGGCAACUUCUGCGCCUUCUCUCCACCCGCCCCCACCACCCCUGCUGAGAGUGUCAGGUUCUCACUGGCACAAUGUUUCCAAUUUCUCCUCCAGUGUUUAUAUUGACUGGCGUGGAACGAUUGGAAAGCUCUUCAGAAAUUCCAUUCCAGGAUGGUUUUGUUGAUGUUUUUUUGUCUGUAUUAUUCUAAAGCAAGUUGAGGUGACUUUGGUCAUCAGCAACUUGGGCCUGGGCUGGUAGGUUUCUGGGUUAAAAUGAAAAGAUGGAACUCUUAAAAAAGUAUAACACGUACAAAAGGAAAUCUUUUCAGUUGGUUUUAUCUCGGUGGAUGUAUUAUAUGACUUUUUAUAUAAAAGGUAUCUAUAUGAAAGUGACACAGUAUUUUCAACUUUUAUAUUCCAUGGUAAUAAAAGACAUGAAGAACUACAUGUAACAGUACCAUAUUUUUUUAUUAAUAAUUGCACAACUCUAUUACCUGAUGAUAAAGGUUGAAUUGUGUUAGAGGAAUUGGCUAUAUAUUCGCCUCUAGAGAAACAUGGCGUAGUUCUCCACGUUAUUUAUGGAUUCCUUUAUACCAUGUCACACUUACCAUGGUCUUAUAUGUAUUUAAAUGUUUGAAGUGCCUUAGACUCUUGCCAUAUUUUCAAAAUAAAAUUUCAUUAAGCUC